AUGAAAAGCGUAAUACUCUCACUUUUACUGUUCGCAGCGGCGGCUUCCGCCACCGUCCUUUGGGACGGAAGGUUCAGCAACUACACAACGGCGGCGGACUUUGACAAAUGGAGCUGGAGCAGCCAAGUCGGACAAUACCAGACGUACAUCUACGGCAACCUGCAUGGCGAGACCGCUUCUUCGUGGCUCACGCUCGGCAGCCAGUUCAAGAAUCCCGCGACGACGGGCGAGAAGCAGGGGGUCAAAGUCAAGAUUAACGCGCAGUCGACUUGGAACGGCGGUCCGAUGCUCAGGACGGAGCUCCUCCCGCAGACGACGAAUUCCCUGACGGGGCACCUCUUUUUCCAUGUUUCUCUGCAGAUUCCGACCGUGAACCCGCCCGAUCCGGCGUAUGAGCAUCAGAUUGUCUUUUGGGAAAGCCACUUCGCCGACAUCAAGUACGGCCAGCUGAGCGGCCAAAACGGUGUUGCGGACACCCUCCAGGUCAUCACCGGCGGCAAAAGCAUCUGGUCCGUCCAGCAGCCCGUCAAGGGCACUUGGUACAACUUUAUCCUGGAAACGGGCUCACCCGGCGGCUUGUGGGUGUCGACCGGAAGCGCACCGCUCACGAAGGUGUUCACGGGUUCGCUGGGUGGCAGCGGGGGCACGGACUGGCACAUCGGUGCUCUGAGGCUGCCGAUCAACGGGGCCGCCCAGCAGAUCACGGAGACGGAUUUGUACUACAGCGGGAUUUACGUCGAGGACACCGGGCCUACCACGCAGCCGUGAGCCGGGUGAAUACCGUUUCGUCACUUCGUGCGACUUGGACAGUGUGGCAAGGCACUCGCGACGGCGUUACGGAGGUGAUGGACUGCGCAGAGAUAGGCUAAGGCUAAGGCUACGAUGUGUUGACAGCUGGUACUUUUUGUACGUGCGGCACCGGGCAAUUGAACACCUCCAGCGCCGC
This is a messenger RNA of Trametes versicolor FP-101664 SS1, 946 nucleotides long. RefSeq lists its product as uncharacterized. NCBI's taxonomy places the organism in Eukaryota, Fungi, Basidiomycota, Agaricomycetes, Polyporales, Polyporaceae. The coding region runs from base 1 to 768 and encodes 255 amino acids. The record is from RefSeq and is a predicted model, not a curated record. The transcript is spliced from 11 exons.